Molecule: messenger RNA, 790 nt
Organism: Hippocampus zosterae (dwarf seahorse)
Lineage: Eukaryota; Metazoa; Chordata; Actinopteri; Syngnathiformes; Syngnathidae
Product: proline-rich protein 15-like protein A
Exons: 2
Coding region: 362-673 (103 amino acids)
Source: RefSeq, a predicted model, not a curated record
UUCCACAUUAGGGCCAGAGCGUUUGAGGCUGAUAAAGGGAAAUUUAGGUGCAGUUUUGGAAAGCUGCUUGGCUCACCGGAAUCUCCACGUCGUGGACCAAAGAAAGGUCCCACUGAGUCACCGUCACACACGUCUGCACGUCGGCUGGGAGGGACCAAGGUGUGCGUGUGCGUGUGUGUGUCAGGUAGCUGCACGGUGACGAGACAGGUGGACAAGAGAGAUGCUGCUCACCUGACAGGACGACCGCAACAAAUGGGGGGAAAAGACCACUUAAACAUGGCGGCACUUACUCAUUUUUGACCACCUUUGCUGUAUUUGCCUUCUUCAGCCAGCAAGGUCUCGUAUCUGUCCCGCUGCCAUCAUGUCCGACCCCAGCUGGUGGAAGCUCACCUUCUCUCGCAAGAAGAAGACCGAGUCCAAGGUCCUGUAUGAGAUUCCGGCAGAGUAUGGCAGCAACACCAAAGACCCCGUCGGGGGCGGCGGCGGGCCCACUCCUGAAGCGUCCGAGUUCAGCGCCAGGCUGGAGAAGAUCGUGGACAAGUCGGCCAUUAAGGGGCGCCAAGUCAAGGUGUCCCACUCCGGACGCUUCAAGGAGAAGAAGAAGGUCCGAGCCACGCUAGCCGAGAACCCCGACCUGUAUGGGGAGCAGAAUCUGGCUGAGCAGAACCACUAGAAGAAGAGCGACAAGUAGCACGUCACAAAUGAAAGACUCUAAACCAACAUGUGCCGGGCCAAUUUCGAUAUUUUUAAUCUCCCAACGGGGGUGUUUAAUUAAAAUGAACUUUCAACA